Lactuca virosa is the source of this 457-nucleotide messenger RNA. NCBI's taxonomy places the organism in Eukaryota, Viridiplantae, Streptophyta, Magnoliopsida, Asterales, Asteraceae. The record is from the annotation of a GenBank genome assembly.
CAAACUCUAGAACCCUAAUUCCUUUCAUUGCCACUACCAUUCCGAGCGCCGGUUAUCACCGACACCACCAGCACCACGAUAUCAAGCUUCUACAACUUACCAUCACCCACUUGCCAAAAAUGCUCCCACUUUUAACAUGGUUUUCCAUGGCUACCGCCAUCACUGUUCACAACCACCAUUAAUCGUUGUUUCGGACGGCUACCACCACUUCUACUUCACAGAUGCACAUCUCCGUCUCUUUUUAAGCCCUUCUAUAUUCAUCGGUGCACUACCGUUUGCCUCACAUGUUGGAGAUUUCAAAAUAUGGAGUGUAGGAAGGCUGAUACGUGUUAGGUCCAUGAGUCGAAAACCAUGGAGAUACAUCUGGGUUUGUCUAUGUUUAUUGCCAUGCGACAAAGCAAAAAUGGAAAAGUAUAGGUUUAUCCUUGAAAGUUAAAUUAAUAUUACUUUUACGAAG